Messenger RNA from Chironomus riparius, 1620 nucleotides. The record is from the annotation of a GenBank genome assembly. Lineage: Eukaryota; Metazoa; Arthropoda; Insecta; Diptera; Chironomidae.
AUGUUUUGGACUGUUUCAUUUUUAAUGUCAAUUGCAGGAUUUUGUUUUUAUGCAAAUGGUGUAUAUUUGAAAUGGAUCCGAAAUCCAGACAUCGCACUUAAAAUUAAGUUGAAGUCAAUUCGAGAAAUUCCAUUUCCAGCUGUCACAAUUUGCUUACCACUUUUUGCAAAGUCAAAUUCAAUAAAAAUGAGUUCAUUUGUUGAUAUUCGAAAUUUUUCAAUCAGCAGAUUACUUUUACCAGAAGAUCAAAGCAUCAUUGGAGCUGCUGCACAAGCUUGUAAUCCAUUCGUAUCAUCUCGAAUAUCAAGAUUAUUACCGAAAGCUAGCAGUGAGAAAUUCAUUGAACAUUUAUUGCUCACAUCUUCAACAGUAAAUGAAGCAUUUGGAGCAUGUUUCUAUGACAGAAUGGAAGUAAAUUGUGAAAAAAUGAUGAACCGGAUUUUAUUUGACACUGGUCUUUGUUACACUUAUAACAUUCAAGGCUAUAAUACAAUUUUCAGAAAAGAAACAAUUUCAAAAGAUUUUGAUCUUUACAAAAGAAUGAAAAUAGCAAAAGCAUUAGUUGGACCAAAACAAAAUGAAACAGUAAAUGAUGAUAAACCUGAAAAACUUUAUUGGACAAUUUUUAAUGGAUAUGAAUCAGAAAGUGAUGAGGUUUUCCCAGUUAGGGCAGCUAAAAAUGGUGUUGUGACUUUCUACCCAAAAGUUAAUAUAAUUGACUUACCAAACAUUUGUCUACGAUACGGAAGAGGAUUCAGAUUGAUAUUACAUAGUCCAAAUGAAAUAGCAUCAUUUCCACAUAAUGAGUAUUUCAUUCCUUUCAACCAAGAACGGCAACUGACAAUUGAAGCAAAAUUCAGUCAUUUUAGUGAAGAACUUCGAAUUUAUGCACCUGAAAAACGAGAGUGUUAUUUUGAAAAUGAACGAAAAUUGAAAUUUUUUAAAUCAUAUUCUAAAACUCAUUGUCUUCUUGAAUGCCUCACUACAUUUACUCUUAAAAAAUGUGAAUGUGUGAAGUUUUCAAUGCCUCGAGAUAGCAAUACACCAAUUUGUAAUUUAACAAAAAUUUCCUGCUACAACGAAGCCCUUCAUCAGUGGCCAUAUGCUGAUAAACAAGAUGCAAAAACCUUAAUGCCAUGUGAUUGUUUUCAGCCAUGUAAUGAUAUAUCAUAUAGCGUGAAACUUGAUAGAACUGGAGAUUUUGAAUCGAAGAUUAAGAACAUUUCUAAAAGUGCUCUUUAUGCUGAAAUUGGCAUUAAAUUCAAUGAUAUUUUAAUUGAAGAACAGGACUUUUUUGUAGGUUAUAAAUUACAAAACUUCAUCGCAGAUACUGGAGGUUUACUUGGUCUCUUUAUGGGAUGUUCAAUUUUAUCAAUUGUUGAGCUGAUUUAUUACUUAAUCAAGGGAAUCUACAAUAAAUAUAUGAAAUAUAAAAACAAAAUAAAGAAAACUAAUUUCCUUAAAAGAGCUGAACAUCCAGUAUUCAUAAUGUCAUUCCACGAAGAUUUUCGCACCAAAAUGAGUAAACUCGAAUUUCCUGAAAAUUUCCGAUUUAAUGAUAAUGACAUCUACAUCGUUAAACGGCCAUUAUAUGAACGAUCUUUAUUAAAUAAUAAUUAA